Molecule: messenger RNA, 1311 nt
Organism: Scomber japonicus (chub mackerel)
Lineage: Eukaryota; Metazoa; Chordata; Actinopteri; Scombriformes; Scombridae
Gene: il17rel
Product: interleukin 17 receptor E-like
Exons: 12
Coding region: 1-1056 (351 amino acids)
Molecular function (GO): interleukin-17 receptor activity
Source: RefSeq, a predicted model, not a curated record
AUGCUUGAAAAUCGCAACUACUACCUCCGCCUGUGCCUUAAGCAUUUCAUCUGUUCUGGCACAGGGGCUAAUGCCCUGAUAAAGAAAGAGGAACUUGUGAAGAGAGUCACCCUCCCGUAUUCCAGACCUUUGCCCUGCCUCUGCAUUGAGGGAUGGUCUGCUGUGAUUGAUGCCCCCAGAGUCCGAGUAUGCCCGUUCGAAGACCGUCUGGAGGAGCUGUGGCUUGGAAUUACUUUUGACCCACUGGAGGAGGUGCUAUCAUGGCAGCCUGCUUGUCCAGUUGCUGCUGCAGUAUCUUUGUGUCAAAAAAGAGAGGAUGGCAUCUGUGAAGAUCUGCCCCUAUCCUCACAGAAUGUUAGCAGAGAAAAGGUAACAUUUACCAAAGUGGAUGCACACCCUCAACUCUGCAUGAAGUUCACUGCAGGCUCUCAGUCCUGGAUCAGGUGUCCCUUUGUUGAUGGGAGAUUUCAAGCACCGGAGGUGUCUGUGAAGAGACAACAGGGUCACGAAGAGGUGAAGAUGUUGUCACAGAUCAAUGCGACUUUCUCUGUGGGGCUGUGUGUGAAAUCUGAAGCAUCUACCAUGUGCCAAACUACUGAGACACACUCCGUGCGUGUGGAAAAACAUAAAUCUGUUGGCCUAAACCUGACAGGGGAACUAUGCAAAGGCAACGCUUGCCUCCAGAUAAAGAGGGUUGAUGUGAAGUAUGCUGCCACAGACAUGCAUUGUUUUGACAAAUGUGAUCAAUCACCAUCUCGCAAGCUUCCUGUCACCAAACAAGGCACUUUGGCCUUGACCUGGGUUAUUGUGCCUAUUGGUAUUUGCCUGUCUGCCAUAAUAAUUGUCACCCUGGUGCUGCACGUAAUGUUAACUGUGUAUCAGAGGAGGAAGGAAAGAGGAAAUGGAGGCUACUGUGCCUCUGAAAAGCAAACAGAUUCUGCUCUUAACGGUGUGGUCCCUACAUUACAAACUCAUCCUGCUCAUCUUGGAGGGGUCAUCAGCGGUCAUUCACUCCAGCAUGGACAUACAGAGAAAGUCAACUUACUCUCUCAUUGACCAAAAGAAAAGUGCUCUAGUCAAAGGCAUUACCACCAAAGUGUAGUGUGAAACACAAACCAAAUAGAGUUCUCUGCUGAAUAGAGUAUGAGAUGUUGUCACAGAUAUUUCAGAUUGUAUGUUUGUUACUGUAUAUAUGCUGCUUAGUUAUAAGUAGUUGUUGCUGUUUAUGUAUUCUUUGUGAAAACUAACAUUUACUGUAUACUCUCAUUUUUGUAUCUUAAAAUAUUAGCUUCUGUCCUGAAAAGUCAUUUG